Molecule: messenger RNA, 911 nt
Organism: Drosophila busckii
Lineage: Eukaryota; Metazoa; Arthropoda; Insecta; Diptera; Drosophilidae
Product: poly(A) polymerase
Exons: 2
Coding region: 23-760 (245 amino acids)
Source: RefSeq, a predicted model, not a curated record
CCUCAGUCUCUAGACAAACGAGAUGCUGCUCAAGUCGAUGGGAAUAUUAUUUGUGGCGGCGCUCUGCCUGAGCAGCGAAUUGCUGCUGACCGCGGCCGCACCCACAGCCGCUUGGAACUCGGAGCCGUCAGCGUCGUUCGAGCGGCCCGCCAAUCCGGUGUACUACAAGCGCUACCAUCGCCGCCGUCCCGUGCCCAAUCGCGAUGACUUGGAGAUGCUUGAGCUGCGCGAGGUGUUCUAUGUGCGCCGCCCCGCGCCAACCACCCCGAAGCCCAUACGACGUCUAAGCGAUGAGCAGUUUGAUCUGCGCAUUAAGUGCGAUUUUAAUCCAGCGCUGCCCGAAUGCUGGAGUUUGAUCAGCAGCAGCAGCACAACAACAACAACGCCCAGAGCAACAGCAACAACAACAUCAACAACCACUAGCAGCAGCAGCAGCACCACCACCAGCACCACUCAGUUGCCUAUACUGCCAGAGCCUGAAGUUGAAUUUGAAAGCGAGCCAGAGACUUCAGUCAGCACUCAAAUCGAUGAAGAAAAUAUAACUGAGCCGCAGCCAACGGAAAGUUCUGCGGAGCUGACAACGCCGCAUGCUGAGAAUGCGGAUAACGAUGACAUUGAGCUGCCGGAAGACGACGGCACGGACGAGCAGGAUCUGGAGGAUACCUAUGGCGUUGACACUGUCACCGAUGCCACCGAGCUGGUGGACGAAUACGAUUAUUCGAAUCAAGGCGGCAGCAUUGGCGGCAUCGAUCUGUCCUAAGCGGGCGGCAGCCAAUCUAACUAUCAAUCUAGCAUAUGAACUAAUCGUAAGCCGGAAGCGCUCAUCAGUUGCCAUUUAAAGUUCAGCGCUUUGUGCUAAUUAGAGAAUAAUAAAUGCGCUCAAUAAAUGGCAAUGUCCAUCCAAUAAGCGA